Messenger RNA from Mastomys coucha (southern multimammate mouse), 5140 nucleotides. RefSeq names its product purinergic receptor P2X 7 (gene P2rx7). Gene Ontology annotation, biological process: monoatomic cation transmembrane transport; response to ATP. The transcript has 13 exons. Gene Ontology annotation, cellular component: nuclear inner membrane; plasma membrane. Lineage: Eukaryota; Metazoa; Chordata; Mammalia; Rodentia; Muridae. Gene Ontology annotation, molecular function: purinergic nucleotide receptor activity; ATP binding; extracellularly ATP-gated monoatomic cation channel activity. The record is from RefSeq and is a predicted model, not a curated record. The coding region runs from base 257 to 2044 and encodes 595 amino acids.
UGGAGGCUGGCAGGGCGGGGUCAUCUGCCAGCUAGGCCUGUAGGACUUGGUUUUUGUUUAUUCCACUCACACUCGGGGCAGUUGCCAGGACCCGCCCCCGCUGCAGUCGCUGGAGGAGCUGGAAGUUUAACGUUCCUGCUGAGAAUCAAUCAAUUGGUGUGUUUUCUUUGGCUGCUCCUAGGUGGGGGCUUGCUGUGGUCUAGCCUGGAAAGAAGGUCUAGCCCAAGUCCAGCCUGAACAGAACGAGCCUGUCGCCAUGCCGGCUUGCUGCAGCUGGAACGAUGUCUUGCAGUAUGAGACAAACAAAGUCACCCGGAUCCAGAGCGUGAAUUAUGGCACCAUCAAGUGGGUGUUGCACAUGAUCGUCUUUUCCUAUGUUAGCUUUGCUUUGGUGAGUGACAAGCUGUAUCAGCGGAAAGAGCCCGUUAUCAGCUCCGUGCACACCAAGGUCAAAGGCAUUGCAGAGGUGACAGAGAGUGUCACGGAGGGUGGGGUGACGAAGUUAGUGAGCAGCAUCUUUGACACUGCGGACUACACCUUCCCUUUGCAGGGGAACUCGUUCUUUGUAAUGACAAAUUAUCUCAAGUCUGAAGGCCAAGUGCAGAAGCUGUGUCCUGAGUAUCCCAGCCGUGGUGCACAGUGCUCUUCCGACCUGGGUUGUAAGAAGGGAAGGACGAACCCUCAAAGCAAAGGAAUCCAAACUGGCAGGUGUAUUCCAUACGACCAGACCAGGAAAACCUGUGAAGUCUCUGCCUGGUGUCCUGCUGAGGAGGGGAAAGAAGCUCCCUGGCCUGCACUCUUGAGAAGUGCUGAAAACUUCACCGUACUCAUCAAGAACAAUAUUGACUUCCCGGGCCACAACUAUACUACGAGAAACAUCUUGCCAGAUAUGAACACUUCUUGUACCUUUCACAAGACUUGGAACCCUCAGUGUCCCAUCUUCCGACUAGGGGACAUCUUCCAGGAAGCAGGAGAGAACUUUACAGAGGUGGCAGUUCAGGGAGGAAUCAUGGGCAUUGAGAUCUACUGGGACUGCAACUUGGACAGCUGGUCCCAUCACUGUCAACCCAAAUACAGCUUCCGCCGCCUGGACGACAAGUAUACCAACGAGUCCUUGGUCCCCGGCUACAACUUCAGAUAUGCCAAGUACUAUAAGGAGAACAACGUGGAAAAGCGGACAUUGAUCAAAGCCUUCGGCGUCCGUUUUGACAUCCUGGUUUUCGGCACCGGAGGAAAAUUUGACAUCAUCCAGCUGGUUGUGUACAUUGGAUCCACCCUGUCCUACUUUGGCUUGGCCACUGUGUGCAUUGACUUGCUCAUCAACACAUACUCCAGUGCCUUCUGCAGGUCGGGGGUUUACCCCUACUGUAAGUGCUGUGAGCCCUGCGUAGUGAACGAGUACUACUACAGAAAGAAGUGUGAGCCCAUCAUGGAGCCCAAGCCGACGUUAAAGUAUGUGUCCUUUGUGGAUGAGCCCCACAUUCGGAUGGUGGACCAGCAGCUGCUUGGGAAAAGUCUACAGGCUGUCAAAGGCCAAGAAGUUCCAAGACCCCAGACGGACUUCUCAGACUUGACUAGGCUGUCCCUAUCUCUCCACGACUCGCCCCCGAUUCCUGGACAAUCUGAAGAACUGCAGCUGCUCCGUGAAGAGGUGGCCCCUAAGUCCGGGGACAGCCCAAGUUGGUGCCAGUGUGGAAACUGCCUCCCGUCUCGACUGCCGGAGAAUCGCAGGGCCCUGGAGGAGCUGUGCUGCCGGAGGAAGCCGGGACAGUGCAUCACCACCUCUAAGCUCUUCCGUAAGCUCGUCCUGUCCAGAGAAGCCCUGCAGCUCCUCCUGCUUUACCAGGAUCCCUUGCUGGUGCUGGAGGAAGAGGCCAUCAACAGCAGGCUGCGCCACUGUGCUUACAGGUGCUAUGCCACCUGGCGCUUCGGCUCCCAGGACAUGGCUGACUUUGCCAUUCUGCCCAGUUGCUGCCGCUGGAGGAUCCGGAAGGAGUUCCCCAAGACUGAGGGGCAGUACAGUGGCUUCCGGUAUCCCUACUGAGAUUAUGGCUGACGCAUUAUGGUAGCUCCUAAUACAGCUUCUCUUGGAAAGACCUAGAGACAUGGUUUCAGCCAACGGGAACUUAAGUUUUGCUCGCUUGUAGUCCGUGUUGAAGAAGAGCCGAUUAGAACAACCACGAGCGUACAAACCCUCUCCACAUGUAUGAGAACUGGAUGCCGAUCUGAGCCUGCAGCCUGGCUCUGGACUGUGGUGCCAGCCUCAGCCUAUAAUGUGUACAUAGGCUCCUCGUAUUCCGACCUCCCCGACCUACUUUCUCUGAACUAAUAUUGUGGAGAUGGUGAAGGUGGCCUUUCCUGUCCAAGUUUACAGGGCUCCGUGGAUGUAAAGGUCCAACCCUGAAAAGCAAACCCUCUGAGACUUGAAAGUACUCUGAGAAAUUAAAUAUGGCCACAAAUUCUUGGACAUCCCCCUCCAACCUAAUCCUAAAGACUCAAAGGUGUUGUUUCCCCUCCCCGUUAUGAGUAACUCUGGCGGCUUCAUCCAGUAGUGGAUGUGACGUUACAUCUAUUAUUUCGGGCUCUUGUUUUAAAAGGCUAACAGCUUCUGAUUUCUGUGCUUGGAACUCUUGCUAAGAGAAGAAGCCAGGCAAGUAAAGAGUCUGACUGUAGACGCUUCUCUGCUGUGAGGAAACCCAAGCAGCUCCAGGGAGAAAGACCCAACCCAGCUCAUCACCUCUAAGUCCUGUCACCACACGGGGAAAGAAGCCAUCACUUUCAGGUGAUUCCAGACCCGUGACGGAAACUGCAGGAGACGACUGCCCAGUCAGCCCAUUACGUUUUGGGGAGGGGGCUUGGCACACAGCAAUAGGCAACUGGAACAAGAGAUGCUGACUAUAGGCCCAGAGUCAUUACAAAAUGUAGUGACUACUUCUAUUGGGCAGUUGUAAGAGGUCACAUUAACCAGACUAGGAGCCAUCACAUCUAACUGCAUACAAGGUACAGUCUGACCCACACUGCUAGCCUGUGGUUCCAAGUGACUGCUAUUGUCCGAAACUGGUAAAAGCUUGCCUCUGUGCCUUUCACGUCCUGGACUGUACAGCCAGAGAGUCCGAGGUAAUCUGAAUGCUACUUUAGAAAGCAGCCCAAGCUUUCUAAAGUUUCUGCAGGUGCAGAGUAAACACAUGCUCAGAAGGCUGACUCAGGAAGAUUAGACAUUCUAGGCCACAUUGCAAGACCAUGUCUUUUUUUUUUUUUUUUUAAGAUUUAUUUUAUGUUUGCGUGUUUUGCCUGCAUCAAGGGCAUGCCUGGUGCCUGUGGGGGUCAGAAGAGAGUGUCAGAUCUCCUGGAACUGGAAUCGCAGGUGGUCAGGAGCCACCAUGUGGGUGCUGAGAAGUGAACUCGAGUCCUCUGAAAUAGCAACAAGGACUCUUAACUACUGAGCCAUCUCUCCAUCUUCAAAACCAAUAUCUUAAAAUCAUAAUCAUAAUAAUUAAGAAGAGAGGGGAAGAGUGGCUAGGGAGAUGGUCCAGUGGGUUACCAUUUUCUGCUCAAGCAUGAGGACCUAUGUUGGGAUCCCAGCAUCCACAUAAAGUCUGGACGUGGCCUGUCAAGAUGGCUUGGCCGGGGUGGGGUAAGAGCUUGCCAUGCAAUCUGAUGACCUUGAAACCCAUGGUAAAGUAGAGAACUGUGUUCUCUGACUUCCACAUGGACCACACACACACACACACACACACACACACACACACAUCAUACAUGCACACUAAUAAUAAAUAAAGUAGAUUUAAUUUUUAAGGAAAGCCAGUAAGUAUCCUUCACUGUCUUCUGCAACUGCUAAGCAUGUAAGAAUGAAUACUCACAGGUUUGGCGUCCUGCCUCAAGAUGUCUUUUUGACAGUUUUUUUCCUCUAGACAUACAUACUUAUUUCUAACAGAACAGAGACUUUGAGUAUUACGAGAUACUGUGACUGAUGAUCUGAGACUUUCAGAUCUACUCUAAGACUUGCCAUUUCGAGACUUUUUUAAGUUCCAGAAGCAAUGCUCUAAAUGGAGAGGGUGGGGCUGAGGUGGCUUGAUGAAGGAAGGCUCAUGCUCAUAGCCUGAUGGAUGACCUCAGCUCCAUCCUCGGGACCCGCACCGCGGAAAGAGCACCGACACCCACAAACUGUCCUCUGACUUCCACAUGCCAGCAUGGCAUGUGUCCGCCCCCAGUCUCCCAAUAAAUGCAUUUUAAGUUUUAAAAACAGAAAACUUCUAUUGUAGUAAUAUAAAACACCAUGGAUAAAAACUUUUUUUUUUUUAAAGCACAGCGUUUUACUUAGCUUUAAACUCAGGAAUCACAGUAUUGAUUUCCAUUUUCACUGUAUUUUUGUUUGUUUUUGUUUUUGUUUGGGGGGGGUUGUUUUGUUUUUGUUGUUGUUUUUCAAGACUGGAAGGCCCUGGCUGUCCUGGAACUCACAUGUAGACCAGGCUGGCCUUGAACUCAGAGAUCCACCUGCCUCUGCCUCCCAAGUGCUGGGAGUAAAGGUAUGCAGCACCACCGACCAGCUUGGAGAUAUUUAUUUUUUUAGUAGACUGUAUUUGACUUCAGUUGAGCUUUUCACUCCCAGCGUUCUGUGGAAGAGCCACAGGCUUCCUUUCCCUCUGAGUCUUUACGCCCUUAUCUUUGAUGCCUCCGUCCUAGUUUGAUGCCUCCGUCCUAGUGUGCCUUGUUAAGGCUUCAGACGGUGAAUGACCACUGGACCCUUCUAGCGUUUGCUUUUGCCUUGGGUCACUGGUGCUCUCCUGAGGGUGGUAUGCCACUCUGUGGAUAAAAUGAUGCUCUCUUCAGCAGCAAUGAAAUUUGCAUCUUUAUUUUCAGUCUACUGGAUGGGCAAUACCGUGAACGGAGGCUGCGAGCAGCUCAUUUUGCAGGAUAAGGUUCUUGUUGUUAGAUGUAUCCUGUUCUGUCGGUUGCCCAGUAUCGGUGCCUUCCGUGGUCAGCACUGAGAGUGCCUCCUUGCCUCAGUUCGGCUGACGUCAUGGACAAUACAGGAUGCAUUUCACUUCUCUCUUUAAAGGGAAACAUCUUUUAAACUCUUCCUAAUUUCAUGUAAGGAUUUUUUUAUUAACUAUUUUAAUAAUAAAACGAUUUCAAUUCA